Messenger RNA from Brassicogethes aeneus, 1398 nucleotides. The record is from the annotation of a GenBank genome assembly. NCBI's taxonomy places the organism in Eukaryota, Metazoa, Arthropoda, Insecta, Coleoptera, Nitidulidae.
AUGGGCUUGCUUCUAUCGGUUUUGGUGGCGUGCGUGGGAUUUGUCGAGCUACUCGACUUCUUCUACAAUGUUAGAAGAAAUUUGGUUCCUGCGGAGAACCCAGGUACACUUCAAACAUUCGUAAAAGACAUUGACACUGGCAAAGGAAUAGACGUUACGGAGGUCGAUGACGAUCGAAUACCUCGCGUGAGAUUAGACCGAAUUCUCAGUCACGAAGACAUCGAAAUAGAAUUCAACAAAAACGUCCUUGAAAACCGUUCAAGUUCAAAUUUACAAAAACGUUACCUUGUCACCGAGAAGGAAGAAAAAGUCAGAUCUAGAACGCCGUCGCCAAGACGAUUUGUGGUUACCGAAGAAUCCAACGGUUCACUACAAAGAUCAAACCACCAAAACUCAAUACCAGAAUUUUUAUUUCAGGAAAAACAAAAUGGAAAUGCAUCUUCUACUAAUAAACGAAUAGUUCUAAAAGGACAAGAAGAAACAGGUAGGAGCUCGCCCAUACCUCUACCUCUCCCCAAGCAAUUUGUUGUCACUGAAGAAGUAUUAACCCACUUACAAGCCCAAAAACCAAUACCAAAUAUAGAAAUUCGCGACAGUGUUUGCGAAGCAAUAUCGCACCAAGCAAAUCCAUCAAUUGAACAAAAAGAAUUGUUUAUAAACACAGAAAACAAUGAGGUUAGAAUAUUUGAAACCACCUCAGCAAAACUCGAUCAAUUUCUUACAGCAGAAAGACUAUCACCUGCUAGAUCCAGGUCACCAUCACCAAUCCCGAGAAAAUAUGCCGAGGCUUUCAGACGAUCUCCAUCGCCAUUCCCAUCGUUUGAGCUUAUGGCACCAAGAAACAGUAUUUGUACUGAAUUACUGGAUAACCCACCUGUAAGCGUUAUGGAGGUAGACGAAGAAUGUUAUAGAUCCAAAUCACCAUCACCAGAAAAUUACAUUGUUGAACACACCAAUAACAAUACUGUUGAAUAUAGAACAAAUAAAGUAAAAGUGACUACGCCUGAAAGAUCCAAAUCUCCAAAUACAACAGUUGUCAGUGCUUUAAGUGUCCCUCAGGGAACUCGUUCUAGAUCUAAAUCUGAAUCAGAUAGCAAGGACUACAAUUUCAAUACAGGCGCAGUAAAAAAGGCAACGUCUCAAAACCAAGUUACAAUUGAGGAAGAUUUUAGCAAGAGAAAUUCUGAAGAUGUUAUGUACGACGAAUCGUUUUUAAAUGAACUGGAUGGCGUCAAAAGUAAACACAAAGGUAGGAACAGGAAACAAAGAAGGAAAUCAACGCAAAAAAAUAACUCGUUAGAUAAACCGAGUACUUCUACUCAACAGACAACUACUUAUGAUAAUGAAGGGAAAAAGAAAGAACCCGAACCGUUUUGGGUAAAUCAAAAAAAUUCAUAG